Messenger RNA from Biomphalaria glabrata, 2851 nucleotides. RefSeq names its product dual specificity mitogen-activated protein kinase kinase 5-like. The coding region runs from base 199 to 1503 and encodes 434 amino acids. Lineage: Eukaryota; Metazoa; Mollusca; Gastropoda; Planorbidae. Gene Ontology annotation, biological process: protein phosphorylation; MAPK cascade. The transcript is spliced from 20 exons. The record is from RefSeq and is a predicted model, not a curated record. Gene Ontology annotation, molecular function: MAP kinase kinase activity; protein binding; ATP binding.
ACAAUUUCUAGUUCAGAGUCAUGCACUGACAUAUAUCUACAUUUUUAAGAAUCAAAUGUUUUUUUUCCGGGUUCAAAAUUGUUUUAGAAAAAAAAAAUGUUUCGUCUACCGAUACUAGACUAGCUAGAACUAAUACUUACUCUCAGCCUGAGACUCAGGUCUCUUCAUCUUCCCUCUUAUUUAUUAUAAAAUAAAAUCAUGUCUGAACCCCCAUUUACCAUUCGUAUACGUUCUGAAAAUAAUCAAGACAUGGAUUGGUUUGUUAAUCCAGAUGAAGUAACAUUCCGACAAACAUUGGAAGUUUUCUCACAGAUUAUUCCAGACUCAUCACCAACAGCUUUUGAAUAUGAGGAUGAAGAUGGUGACAGAAUUACAGUCCGCAGUGAUGAGGAAAUGAGAGAUAUGUUUAGCUAUUAUUUCAGGGAACUCAGCGAUGAAGACAGAGACAGAGGAUUGUUUCCACCUUUGAUUAUUUUUCCAAAACAACCUAAAACGCCACAAAUUAGAAAUAUCCAUGGGUUAAAGGUUAGAACUGGUAGUCAGGCAGAGGAAAAAACAGUUUCAAUGGGGCGUCAACAGAUGAAUAUUUUGAAUAAGAACCCAGCAGGAGUUGGGUUUGAGAGUAUAUUGAGCUGUGGUGAAAUUACCAAAGAAUCGUUACACUAUGAACGAAUGAUUGGUGCUGGAAAUGGUGGACAGGUUUACAAAGCUAUACAUAAACCUACUGGAAAGAUUAUGGCUGUUAAGGAAAUAGAAGUUCAUAUUGCAGUGCCUGAACAAAGACAGAUCAUUUUGGAAUUAGAAAUUCUUUACAAGUGUAAUUGUCGCAUGAUCAUAUCAUUCUACGGGGCUUUCUUUUUUGAAAACAGAAUCUCAAUCUGUACUGAGUUUAUGGAUGGUGGGUCUCUGGAUCUUUAUAUGCCAGUGAAUGAGUUAGUUUUGGGCCAGAUAAGCUUGUCUGUUAUUGAAGGGAUGCUGUACAUGUGGAACCUUAAAAUAUUACAUCGAGAUAUUAAACCCUACAAUAUACUUGUCAAUACAGCUGGCCAGGUCAAACUUUGCGACUUUGGAGUCAGUACACAGCUUGUCAAAUCUAUUGCCACAACAUUCCUUGGUACUAACGUUUACAUGGCUCCGGAAAGACUACAAGGACAUGAUUAUGGUAUACCUGCUGAAGUGUGGAGCUUAGGGGUAACAUUAUUUGAGUUGGCGACUGGAAAAUUGCCUUUUGCUACUUUAAAUACAAAUGAACGGAAUUCUGUGUUACAGCCAAUAGAAAUAAUGAAAGUCAUUAUUGAAGAGCCUCAAAUCAAGCUUCCUAUGGGCCAGUUUUCUCAAAAUCUAAUUGACUUUGUUAAUAGAUGCCUUCACAAAAUGCCAGCGUUACGACUCUCAGGGCAGGAUUUGUUAAGUCAUCCAUUUAUGCGCAGUCAACAAAGUUUAAUACCUUCUGUCAUCUCUCAACUUGUUUCCACCAAAAAACAAUUUUUAAAUAACUCCUAGUAGUCACAUCAAAUUAACAAGUGGAAGAGAAGCAUGCAAGAUGAACCAGUGUCUAGGAAAAUAUAUACAGUUUUAUUCUUUGAGUCAUGGCUUACAAAAGACACGAGUCUCUUGGACUACUUAUAAACAUUUCUGCUCUAAACACAUCCACAUGAAGACGUAUAUGUGGCGGGGAAACAUAUAUUUUGGCUCUUGGGACAUAAACAGCCUAGCAGACUUUAGUACAACUUAUAUGCCGCUACAGGCAUCAAGAAAAAUCAGUCCUAGCAGGAUGUAUGAUAAUAUACAGAUUUCUUCUACAAGCACACACCACUUUGUUAAUUGUUAAACCGAAUAUUGGCAAGGUGGAACAACUCUGUUACACAUAAAUAGUAAUACCUGGGGAAAUAUGUAUGUUUCUGUUGUAAGCACAAAGGAUUAAAUGACUUCAAACAACUCGGAUAAUGAUCAUGGACAAAAGAGAAUAAGGAAUUAAGAUAAAGGAUAGAGAAGAUGUUAGAUAAAGGAUAAAGAAGAUGUUAGAUAAAGGAUAGAGAAGAUGUUAGAUAAAGGAUAGAGAAGAUGUUAGAUAAAGGAUAGAGUAGAUGUUAGAUAAAGGAUAGAGAAGAUGUUAGAUAAAGAAUAGAGAAGAUGUUAGAUACAGGAUAGAGAAGAUGUUAGAUAAAGGAUAGAGAAGAUGUUAGAUAAAGAAUAGAGAAGAUGUUAGAUACAGGAUAGAGAAGAUGUUAGAUAAAGGAUAGAGAAGAUGUUAGAUAAAGGAUAGAGUAGAUGUUAGAUAAAGGAUAGAGAAGAUGUUAGAUAAAGGAUAGAGAAGAUGUUAGAUACAGCAUAGAGAAGAUGCUAGAUAAAGGAUAGAGUAGAUGUUAGAUAAUGAAGUUCAAACUCAUGAACUCUCUAGCUUGAACUUCGGGCAUCACCUCAAGCAAAAUAGCACAUUUUAAUUUAUAUAUAAGCAGAAUCUGAUAGCCUUCAGCAUAUGCCAUUGUGCUAGAAAGAAAUGUUACGAAAUAGACUGAUGAUCUACAGUGCAAGAGAAAGUUAAACAAUUACACAAUGUAGUGUAACUAUGUUGUUUAUUUUCCAUGUGUUUCUAGCGUGUCUGAAAGAAAUGUCCAUUGUGUGUCCAUAGAACUUGAAUAAUCAAUCAUGUGAGACAUAUAUGUGCUCGUUUAUUGUUUACUGUGAUCUUGUUGAUAAAGGCCAAAAAAUAUGUAAUUCUAGUAGAGUUAUUUUAUUACACAUAUUUUGUGUGAUAAAUCUACUUUGUAUCAGUUACUACCUGUACAUAUAUAUAUAUGAUUACAAGUGCCAUUAUGCUUCUAUACAAUAAAUAAUAGCAUUCUCUUUC